AUGGUGUUGAAAUGGCCCCAGAAAUAUAUUGAAGUGAUGUUAAAUUCUAGUUCAAAAAGCACAAAUAAUUUCAAACCGGAUAUUGAAUUUUUAAACUUCUGUUGUACUCCACAUAUUGGUGAUGGUCAUACGCAUACCGAUGUUGCAAUUCAAACAUCACAAGAAGCAAUUUGUUUUCAAUUUUCUCAUAGUUUAUUUUCACAAUUGAAGCUUCUUUUUUUCUUUCUAAGAAUACCUCGGCAAUAUCAUUGGCUAACUGAAUUAGUUAUUCAUGAAGAGUGCAAAAAUGAGCUCUACAAACGUCGAAAUGCAGCUGUAGAAUUUUUGUUGAAAAUAAAUGAGAUGUUUGAACCAGAACACUAA
Messenger RNA from Clunio marinus, 363 nucleotides. Lineage: Eukaryota; Metazoa; Arthropoda; Insecta; Diptera; Chironomidae. The record is from the annotation of a GenBank genome assembly.